CCCCUGUCGGGGAUGAAAUGUACAUGGCACUCGGGCUGCGUGGUAAAAUUCUUAGCUACAACUUUGCCAAGCAUCGCCUAUCUGUGAUUGAUCCGCCGGACUCGUACAACAAGGGCAUCGUCCUCAUGCUCACCGAGGACGGCUUGCUCGGUCUCUCCGGCAUUAGGGGUUUCAACCUUCACCUGCGGACGAGGAAGGCAAAUAAUGGCGCAGAGGGAGUUGAAAGAUGGGUACAAUGCAGGGUGAUUGACUUGCAGACAUUGUUGCCAGUUGCCAACCCUUUCAAACGAACUAUCGUGACUGGUGUUGCUGAGGAUGCCUGCGUCAUCUUCAUCAGCACAGAUAUUGGUGCCUUCAUUAUUGAGCUCAAGACAGGGCGGGCGAGGAAGGUUGCCGGGCCUGGGCGCUACUAUCCUGUCAUACCCUUUUCGAUUUUCUACACACCGGGUUACACAUCAGUGGGAUUGCUAUCAAAGUAAGUUUCAUAUUUUUGGAUUGGGGGAGCUUUGUUGCUCCAUUCUUUGUUCAUACAACACUAGAAUGCAUCACC
Molecule: messenger RNA, 550 nt
Organism: Panicum virgatum (switchgrass)
Lineage: Eukaryota; Viridiplantae; Streptophyta; Magnoliopsida; Poales; Poaceae
Exons: 2
Coding region: 18-479 (153 amino acids)
Source: RefSeq, a predicted model, not a curated record